Messenger RNA from Camelina sativa (false flax), 2094 nucleotides. RefSeq names its product putative chaperone protein ClpB2, chloroplastic. Gene Ontology annotation, molecular function: ATP binding; ATP hydrolysis activity. Gene Ontology annotation, cellular component: cytoplasm. NCBI's taxonomy places the organism in Eukaryota, Viridiplantae, Streptophyta, Magnoliopsida, Brassicales, Brassicaceae. The record is from RefSeq and is a predicted model, not a curated record. Gene Ontology annotation, biological process: cellular response to heat.
AUGAAUGCUACAAAAUUUAACCCCAAGGUCCAGGUUAUACUUCCAAAAGUUCUGGCGCUUGCCCAAAGAUUGUCGCAUGUCCAAGUAACACCUCUGCAUCUCGGAGCUACUUUGAUUGUUGACCGGACUGGUGUUUUCUAUCGAGCAAUCACGAGUGCAGGUGGAUGCGAUACCUCGGCUCAGUCAGCUGUGAAAGUGAUCAACCAAGCCUUAAACAACCUCCCAAAGCAGGCUCCUCCUACACCAGUACCAAACAGAGCCAUUCCUCAAAAUCCAGCUGGUGUUAACAUAGCCAUAGCCCAGCAGAUAGUACAGAAUCUUACCUUACCAGCUCCAUCCAUUAUUCCUCAAAAUAAUUCAAGUCUUGUUACGGUCUUAACUCGUGCACAGAAGAAGACCAAUGCGGGAGAAGAGGAUUUGGUGAUUAGUCUUCUUGAAGAUUCUCAAAUCAGGGAUUUGUUGCAAAACGCUGGUUUUGUGCCAGAGAAGGUCAAGUCUGAGGUGGAGAAGCUUCGUGGGGAAGUAAUCCUCAAGGCUUUGAAGACUUAUGGGACAGAUUUGGUUGAGCAAGCAGGUAAGCUUGAUCCUGUGAUUGGCCGAGACAAGGAGAUUAGAAGAGUUGUUGGGAUUCUCUCAAGGAGAACCAAGAACAACCCGGUGCUAAUCGGUGAGCCAGGUGUUGGCAAAACUGCUGUCGUUGAAGGUUUGGCUCAGAGGAUUUUGAAAGGAGACGUGCCUAUCAAUCUUACUGAUGUAAAGCUCAUUGCCUUGGACAUGGGUGCAUUGGUUGCUGGAACAACACUCCGCGGACAAUUCGAAGAAAGAUUGAAGUCUGUCUUGAAAGCAGUUGAAGACGCUCAAGGCAAAGUUGUUCUCUUUAUCGAUGAGAUCCACAUGGCUCUUGGUGCAGGCAAAGCAGGUGGUACCACGGAUGCUUCUAAUUUACUUAAACCUAUGUUAGCAAGAGGUCAGCUUCGUUGCAUUGGAGCUACUACACUUGAGGAAUACCGAAAACACGUUGAGAAAGAUGCUGCAUUCGAGAGAAGGUUCCAGCAAGUGUUUGUAGCUGAGCCUAGUGUCCCUGAAACUAUCAGUAUUCUUCGAGGGCUUAAAGAAAAAUAUGAAGGACACCAUGGUGUUCGUAUUCAAGACAGAGCUCUUGUUGUUGCUGCUCAGUUGUCUGCCCGCUACAUCACUGGUCGACAUUUACCGGAUAAGGCAAUUGAUUUGGUUGAUGAGUCUUGUGCACAUGUAAGAGUCCAGCUUGAUAGUCAACCAGAAGAAAUUGAUAACCUUGAAAGAAAAGGGAUGCAACUAGAGAUAGAAGUUCAUGCUCUCGAAAAGGAGAACGACAAAGCUAGCGAAGCUCGUCUAGUCGAGGUGCGGAAAGAGCUUGAUGACUUGAGGGACAAGCUUGAGCCUCUUACAAUAAAAUACAAAAAAGAGAAAAUGGUAAUUAAUGAAACUCGGAGGCUUAAACAGAGACGAGAUGAGCUCAUGAUUGCUCUACAAGAGGCUGAGAGACGAUAUGACCUUCCUAAAGCUGCUGAUCUAAGAUAUGGUGCAAUUGAGGAAGUUGUAUCCGCAAUAGCGAAAUUAGAAGAGAAUGCUAAAGAUAACGUGAUGCUUACGGAAACUGUUGGGCCAGACAAUAUUGCAGAGGUAGUGAGCCGAUGGACUGGGAUUCCAGUGACUAAACUUGACCAGAACGAGAAGAAGAGACUACUUUCUCUUGCAGAUAGGUUGCACGAGAGAGUUGUUGGACAAGACGAAGCCGUGAAAGUUGUGGCUGCGGCAAUUUUAAGGUCGAGGGUUGGGCUAGGAAGGCCACAACAACCGUCUGGUUCUUUUCUCUUCCUCGGUCCAACUGGUGUUGGCAAAACUGAGCUGGCUAAGGCUCUUGCUGAGCAACUCUUUGACGAUGAAAACCUAAUAGUUAGGCUUGAUAUGUCGGAGUAUCAUGAAAAAUACUCUGUUAAUAAACUUAUAGGGGCACCACCUGGGUACGUAGUGCUUAACUCAAAGUCUCUUAUUACGUGUUUUGUAAUUGAUGGUAUAAUGGAAAAUCACAUGAUAGUACACUUUCUUUUCUAG